CUCUUUAAUAAAAUCCACGGUUUGCAGUAGUUCGCACAAUAUACAAUCUAUUUACAGCUCAGAACAAAUCCUGCCAAUUAUACUUGUCAGAAAGCAAGAUCUGAAGUUGACUUGAGAACAGGAUAAAAAUUUAGGCACACACCUUUUGUACAAGGCAGUCCAGAGGAACUGUGUUAUCUUAAGAAACUGGGUGUGAUGGAAUUCUAUGCUGAUGAGUAAGCAAAGCUCAGUUCUUUGAAGAUCCCUGCAUUUGUAAUUUAGAUGAAUCUUCGGACAUGGAGGAUUCUGAACAUACUUUGAGCACAACCAUCAAGACAAACAUUCAGAUGGAUGGACAAGGUCUAGGUAUCAUACUUAUUCAGAAUGGGCCUUAUCUCCAAGUUUCUGGUCUGGUAGAGAAAGGUGCUGCUGCCAGAGACGGCAAACUCCAAGCAGGCGACAUCCUACUCAAAAUCGGACACGCCAACGUCUUAGGUUGGACCUUGCGAGAACUCAGACAGCUCCUGCACACUGUUCCCAUAGGGACCGUUCUGCAAAUCCAGAUUUACAGGGAUUUUAUUAAAAUCCCAGGCCGGUGGCAGACUGCCCUCAUGAACAUUCCUGAAUUAAAAGGGCCUGCAACAGAGUAAGAGUUUUCUAUCUGUCCAAGUUUUGGGGAAAUAAACCCUAAAACAGUAGUAACUGUCAGGCUACAUUUCAGCAUAGAGAGUUACCACAGUGAAGAAAAUUGGACAAGCAGCGAAGACUCAGAGAACGAGAGCGAAGAGAUGGUUGAAGGGAGCAAGAACAACAGUGAGGAAAGCUACGAGGAACCGGAGCGCGUGAGAGCUUCGUCAGUGGGCACUGUCCGUAGCGUCCGUAGCAUCCGUAGCGUCCAUAGCAUCCGUAGCAUCUAUAGCAUCCGUAGCAUCUAUAGCAUCCGUAGCAUCCGUAGCAUCCAAAGCAUCCGUAACGUGAAAACUCUGCGCUCACUUUCCAUCAAACAUCAACCCAAAUGGAUCUCCAAAGACUGGCACAUUUUUGAAAGGAAAACCUACACCUUUACCGUGGGUUCCGACAUCGGUUGCGACAUUAUGAUCCACAAGGAUUUUGAAACGGAAAGCGAGCUGGAUAUGUCAACGUUAUAUUUAUCUUCAUCCUCUCCAUAUUGGACUAUGCCCAAACAUAAAGUCCCACACUUGGUAUCAUCAUCUUCUUCCUCCGUGUCAGAUGCAUUUUGGCUCGAAAACGUUUCUUAUGAACUCGAGUAGAGAAGCCCCUGAAUUUAUCUUUGCCCCUAAGUCUAAGAUUGGGGGCGCCUCUCUGGACCUAUGGACUGGAUUUUUAUUUGUACCCCUUAUCCCUGAACUGAAAACUGGUUUUCAUCUGUGUGGAGAUGUGAACAUCUGUUUUUUGUUUGUUUGUUUUUUAAAAACUAAAAAUACUCUCCUGUGGAAAACCACCUUAGAAAGGAAAAAGAAAACUACAAUCCGUUUUCUUACAGGCAGUUUCUGGAAGCCAGCCUCUGAAGAAUAAUGGAAAGAGCUGCCCUUCACUUUUAGAAGAAUUUACUUCAAAAUGACCACACUGAUUUAAGUAAGUGCUACCUU
Pseudonaja textilis is the source of this 1589-nucleotide messenger RNA. The record is from RefSeq and is a predicted model, not a curated record. NCBI's taxonomy places the organism in Eukaryota, Metazoa, Chordata, Lepidosauria, Squamata, Elapidae.